UGGUGCGAUGUGGUUCGAGAUCCUGCCCAGGAUCGACCUCACGGCCACGUGCUUGGUCACCCCCGGCACAGCCGCGGCGCACACCCGCAGGUCCAGUACCGGGGGCAAGGAGAAACCAGUUGCUUAUUACCCAUGUCAGUGGAGUUUGCUGCAAAGAGACAGGCUCAUCUCUGGAGUUAAUUGUUACUACGUGUCAAAGGGUUUGGAGAAUAUCAGUUAAGGAAACAUUUUCCUGAUUGAUGAAAAAUGACUCGGUCACGCCCACCUAGCCCUUCUAGAAAGUGACGCAGCAUAUUAACGUA
This is a messenger RNA of Mustela erminea (ermine), 302 nucleotides long. RefSeq names its product NADH dehydrogenase [ubiquinone] 1 alpha subcomplex subunit 1-like. Lineage: Eukaryota; Metazoa; Chordata; Mammalia; Carnivora; Mustelidae. The record is from RefSeq and is a predicted model, not a curated record. Bases 8 to 220 code for a protein of 70 amino acids. The transcript has a single exon.